Molecule: messenger RNA, 752 nt
Organism: Helianthus annuus (common sunflower)
Lineage: Eukaryota; Viridiplantae; Streptophyta; Magnoliopsida; Asterales; Asteraceae
Product: thioredoxin-like protein 4B
Exons: 5
Coding region: 73-528 (151 amino acids)
Biological process (GO): mRNA splicing, via spliceosome
Cellular component (GO): U4/U6 x U5 tri-snRNP complex; U5 snRNP; spliceosomal complex
Source: RefSeq, a predicted model, not a curated record
GCAAUCAUCGAACCCGUUGCAAAACAUAAAAAGAUUUUUGCAAUCUGGUUUAGCAGAAGUGUGCGAGGAACAAUGAGUUACCUUUUGAGAACGUUAACGAAGAAGGAAGACGUGGAUUCAAUCAUCAGAGACACCAUCGAUAAGCUUCUUGUCCUUCGAUUCGGAAGAUCUUCCGAUUCCGUUUGUCUACAACUCGAUGAUAUCCUUUCAAAAUCUGAACAAGAUGUAUCAAAAUUCGCAAGUAUAGCGUUAGUGGAUGUUGAUUCUGAGGAAAUUCAGGUUUACGUUAAGUAUUUUGACAUCACUCUUAUUCCUUCAACCGUUUUCUUCUUCAAUGCUCAUCAUAUGAAGAUGGAUUCAGGGAGUGCAGAUCACACAAAGUGGGUAGGCGCAUUUCACCAAAAACAGGAUUUCGUUGAUGUUGUAGAGGAAAUAUUUAGAGGGGCCAUGAAAGGCAAGCUGAUAGUGAAUUGCCCACUUCCUCCAGAACGAAUACCCAAGUUUCAACUGUUAUAUAAAGGCGUGUGAAGGUUUUGAACAAAAAACAUCUGUCUCAUUUUGGACGAUCCCGCCCUUUUUAAGCUUCUUCAUGAACUCGUAUGUCAAGUAUAUAGACACAAAUAUAAUACUUUCAUAUGUUUAUCAAUGUCUAAAAGAAUAUAUGACAUAUGUCAUUUAUGUAAUACAAUAUGUUUUCUCAAAUGGUAACACCAGACAAAAAAAAUAUAUCAAGCACCACUUCCCAAACUCAA